CUUGUUCCAUCCCAAAAGAUCGAUUGACACUGAAAAUUUGAUUGGUGGAAAUCUUCAGUAUAAAUAAAUCAUCUGCAUAUAAUUGCUUCGUGACUCCCUGAAUUUCUGCAGAAAGCUUAUAGGUGUACAUUGGGACUUAGUCAUUGACGUUCAUAACACAUGGAAUAAGUGAAAACGAUAGAAUGGCGACUGACAUGUCCGACACGAAGAAACCUGUGAAAGGAAUUUUAAAGUCUUCCUCGAGCUUUGACCAUGAAAAGCACAAGGCGAUGAAGGAGCAAAAAGACAAAGAGAUGAAGUGGGAUGAAAUGAAUAUAUUAGCCACACACCAUCCCCCUGACAAAGACUAUGGUCACAUGAAAAUUGAUGAGCCUCCGACUCCAUACAGCAAAUAUUCCGACGUCGAGGACGACGAUGACGAUGAAGCCUGUAAGAGUGGUUCUGGUUCAGGGACGAUGGGAGACAUCCUCCCAGAAGAUAUCGCUAACAGACUCGCUGAAACACAUAGACCUAAUGAAGAGGAUUCCAAAUUAACCCGAAGAAGAAAGGGGGGGAAAACUAUAAACAAUUACCGGUACUUGUUUGCUAAGAGAAAGCAAUUCGAGCAGAAAAGGAAACUGCAUUACAAUGAAUUUCAAGCUGUAAAACUCGCCAAACAACUGAUGGAAGAAGAGGAGGAAGAGGAAGAAGACACAGAGGAAGACGGGAAGAAUGAAGAGACCACCAAUAGUGAUGUCAGCCAACCAAUGGAAGAAAACAAUAUAAAGGAAGCUAGUUAAUUAAAAACAUUAACGUCAUCCAGAUCCUACUUUUCAAAACUCAGUUGUACUUAAUAUUUAGUCAAGUGGUUGAUAAUUUUUUUCGUUAGAGUUGGCUAUUCUACAAAAUGUCUCCCCUUUCAAAUUGCAAGUUUUGGUUUAGUGUUUAGUAAUAGUGGUCAUUCUACAUGCAUGAUGAUUUCUUGUGAAAUAUGUGCAUUUCCUUGUACGAAUUAGUUGACACAUGUUGUGUACCCCGGCCAUUACUACCCAAGCAGCAUUUUAAAGACUAAAAAAUUUUGCAAAACAUUUUUCAUAACUUUUUCAUUAUAUGCUUUCAUAUAUUUUUUUUGCUUGCCAAAGUAGAGCAUUUUAGUUCAUAUUCAUGCAUCACUGUGCCAACCCUGACACAUAUAGGCAUUUCUUUACUAGAUUUCUGCCAACAAUUGUUUUAGGACAGUUUUCAGGAGAAAGAGACAUCUGAAAUUUUCCCAGCAUUGACCAUUUCAUGUAAUCAUGCAAUAAAUGUAUAGAUUAUUACAAUUUUUGUCACAUUUGUAAUAUUAAUGUGAUGUAAGUGUGUUACGUUCCCUCAGAAAAGUUUCAUCACAUGUUGAUAAAUUUUUAAAUAUAAGAUCAGACUACUGUACUGUAUUUAGCACAUCAGUACCUUUAAUAUACUAGUAUUUUUGUCUAAAGAAUCUCAUUAGGGAUGGAUGAAGUUGAGUAUAUAGUGAUAAAACCUGUCUAAGUGGCCAUAGUUAUAUGUAUAUUCCAUACUUAAAGUGCAAAUAUUGUCCCAUGUUGUGAAACAUAUCUGUAGUCCCUUAAUUUGUUCUGCAUCUUUUUUUUUAUUUCAUUAGUUGAGCAGUAGUAUUUUUGUUUAUUUGUUUGUUUUUAUUUUUGAAGUUCAUUUAAGGAUCAGUUGAAGAUUAUGCAAAUGUGAUUCUACUUCAGGACUUCCUAUAUUUACAUGCAGUUUUUGUGUAUUAGACUUUUACACAAAAACAAGGUGCAGUGUAUGUGUGAAGUACCAUGCAAUGCUUUAUAAUUGUGACUUGGGGGUAGAUAAAAGAAAGGGGAGGAGGUUGGGAUGUUGUAGUGUAUUUAAAAUUUAUUGGCUAUUUGUUGGACUUAAAUUACCAGUUCACAACUAUAUGUACAAAUUGAGAACACAAAUCUUAAAUUAUAGGGAAAAAAUGAAUGCCUGCCAAGGUAUUUUAUUAAUAUUUUGAAAGUCAAUUUCAAAUUAAAUUAUAGGCGUUUGACUGUGACAUCAUGUAAAAGGAAAAGAUCAAGAAAGAAAUAUAUUUAUCUCUAUAACACGUGACAUAAUCCUUAGCCAAAGCACAUCAAAGAAUAAAUAAAUGAUAAUCAGCACAAAAACGUACAUUAUUACUCCAGGAAUAUCACUACUCUUCAUAAAACUAAGAAUUUACCACCGAUAGAAUACUGAUGGCUGAAUAAUUGCCAUCUUGGUACAGGAUAGAUUUCACAUAACAAUCAAAUAAUUUACCAAGAUUCUAUGUACUUAAUAAUUUUCUUCUCUCCAUUUGAUAUGCAUAUGCUGUGAGAAUUUGAAAUAGCUUUUUGACUAUAUUGUAUCAAUAAUCAUGCUGUGAGAUCAGAUAAUGGCCAUAAUAAUGUCCUUAUAAUGUUUAUCAUUGGUUUGUUCAAAGUUUGUGAUUGGUGUAUAUUAUCUACUAGACUUGAGGGAAAUGUUUAUGUGUUUGUUUAUAUAAUUGCAUAAUUUUAUUAUUAGCCUACUAUAAAUAUUAUAUAUUUACCCACUACAGUUCUGCCUGUACAUUGCAUCUAAGCUUAAAAAUGAGUUCAGUUUAGUUGCUUUAUUUUAGAAUACAGGUUGUGUGAAGUUUUGCCUGUACUUUAUACCUGUAAUUCCUGGACAUGGAUUUUUUUUUUCAAAUUGUAGUUAUUAGUGCUUUAUUACACAUAUACCUAUCUCCAUUAAUAUUUUUUUUUGCACAUUUAGAUGGUAGUUUUUUGUUAAAGUUACUAAUUUACAAAAUUGCUGAAAAUACAUGUAAUUUACAAAGAGGAUCGAUUUAAUUCUAAAACAGUCUGACCUCAAAUGUCUCUUCAUAAAUAUCAGAGAUAUUUAUACAUAUAUUUCCAUUUCUAAUUUUUUUCUCUGUGAUAAUUGUUUGAAAGUUAGCGGAGUUAAUUUUUAGAUAAUUCUACCAGAAUGUAAAUUAGGCAGGUCGAUAGGUUAGGAGCUAAGGAGGCCUAAUAUGCAUGAAAAUCUCAUGUGCAUAUGUCUCUGUGUCUGACGCUAAAGAGGCCACAUAUUCAUGUAAAUCUCGUGCGGCUGCCUUUGUGUUUGACGUCAGUGGGCGAGGACUAUUGAAAUUGGCAUGGGAGUCCUCGUGUAAUUAAAAUUAAUUUAUGUAUGUCUACAUUUUUAAAAGUCUAAAUCUACAAUUUUAUUAGAAAAUGACAUGGAAAUAUAAGGAAUCACUGUCUAGUUAGUAUAGUACCGGUAUGCCAGGGACAUCAACAAUAGUGGGAAACAUGGGAUAAUUUAUGCAUAACGGGCUUUGCCCGUUAUGCAAAUAUGCCGUUGUGCAAAUUAUCCCAUGUUUCCUACUAUCGUUGAUGCCCUGGCAUAUUAUACUAACUAGACAGUGAUUCUUUAAGUAUACUUUUUGUGAGAUUUAUUUUAAAGUGCUUUUAUAUCUCUGCUUUACUAGUUAGGAAUGAUAUGAUAAAAAAAUACCUCAGCCCUUUUAUGUUCUUAAAAGCUCAACAUUAUUACGGAUAAAAAUAUGCUUUUUAUGUAGCCUUAAAACUUAAUUAAAACCUGAAAGGAAAUACAGCACUUCCAUAUGGUUCAACCCUACACAAGGUCCUGUACAACAGUGCUCUUUUGUAAAGUUAAUGCUGUUUAUUUAAGAAAUAGGGGGAGGAGUUUAAAAAUGUCUCCUUUAAAAUAUUAACUCUUCAUAAUUACAGAUACAUGUAUUAUAUUUCAAGGAGCAGUUCCUAUUAAAACAUGAUUUUUUUUCCAGAAAGCAUAAUGUAUAAGAGAAAAAUUGUAAUACAUGUAAUUAUAUGGAAAUUUAUGAAAAUCUUUUCCAACACACAUUUUUAUUUUUAACUUGUAACUUUUUACAAAUUUCAAGGUCAAAGAAAUAAGGAAAAAAUCAUGCCUUAAAUGUCAGUUGAAAAAAUUAAAGGUCAUUAAUUUUCUUAGCAUGCAACAAAUUCUUUAUGACUACAGCAGUUUUUAAAACAUCUCAAGACCAGUGUCAUUUAAAUUAUAUGAAGAAGCAAUAAAAUAAAUCUUUCAUAUUAUUGGUACAUUUUUUUUGGGGGGGGGGGGUACUUUAAAGGAUUAGUGAGUGAUUCUGUGAAAUUUAACUUGGUCUUGUUCUGGUUUUGUAAAAAGAGAAUUUUUUUUUCAAAUAAAGAAUUGAUACCCCUCUUUAUAUUAAUAUUUCUUUUAGAAUAAUUAUACUACUUAUAGCUAAUAUGCAAAUGAAAAUAUAUUCAGAUUUUUGUUCACUGUUAUAAUAGUUUAGGAGGUAAUUUUUUUUAACUUCAUGAAAGUUUUAUGUGUUGUUGUUUCCUUUUCUGAAAAUUUACUUUUACUGUAUUGAUCUUUAGUUAAAAAUGAUACUUUAUAUACAUGUCACAUUGUAUGCCUGUAAAUUUUGAGAAUUCUGGGACUUGAUGUAGAUUUAUUUAUAAAUUGUUAAGUAAGUGUUAAUUAGUAAUAGGCUAGCAGCUGGUGCAAAGGAGUGCAUUAAUAUUCAAAUCAGAAAAAAAAGUAUUAUUUGCAAUAAAAGUGAAGAAAUGUG
Saccostrea cuccullata (small rock oyster) is the source of this 4579-nucleotide messenger RNA. RefSeq names its product protein phosphatase inhibitor 2-like. The transcript is spliced from 5 exons. Gene Ontology annotation, molecular function: protein phosphatase inhibitor activity. Gene Ontology annotation, biological process: regulation of signal transduction. The record is from RefSeq and is a predicted model, not a curated record. Bases 183 to 779 code for a protein of 198 amino acids. Lineage: Eukaryota; Metazoa; Mollusca; Bivalvia; Ostreida; Ostreidae.